CGCACGCAACGGAACCACCCGUGUCUAACAUUACAGCAAACCUUGGAGUUCCAAGACUUGUGUCAAACGAUUCAUUCUAAGUUUAGCAGUGAGCAUUCAUGCACAUUACAUUCAGCACAAAAUCAAAUAUAUUUUGAUAUCAUGAAACUAAAAUAGUGAUUUCAAAUAAGUGCUAGCCAAGCCGUAUUCUUUACAAUUUUUUCAUUCGUUCUAUCGAUAAAAAUGGGCAAAUUUUAUUUGCAUGUGCUUUUCAUUGUGAUACUGAUCUUGAAUAUUGAUUCCCAGUUCAAAAUAAGUGCUUCGCCGCAAUUAGAUAUACCGUUAAAUCAUACCAGAGGUUUAACGUCAGUUGAAAAUCAAAGACGUAUCCAAACAAAUAGUCAUACGGACAAGGAACUCAAUGAUUCAGUAGCUAAAGAUAAAGAACAAUCCAAUGAAAUUAGUAUCGGAGAUACUUUGCACUAUGACCGGGAUCGAAGUCAACGCUACGGUCCACCAUAUUCAGAGGAAAAUGAUCGCCAUUACUACUAUAACAAUGAAAACCACGAUGAGAAUUACAAGUCUCGAUACUUGAACCGAAAUUUAAAUGGAGAAAAUGAAGGUGUAGAUGAUGAUGAUGAUGAUAAGUAUUACACUCAACCCCGAUCACCUUAUUACAUCAGCGAAAAACAACGAAAUCACUUGGGAUACCGAGACUAUUAUUCGACUUACAACGGAAACUAUAAUCGAUACGGAAAUAAUAAUCCAUAUGAUGGAAAUCUGUAUGACGAUAGAAAUUCGUUUAACGGUGAUAGAAAUUUGUAUAAUGACGAUAGAAAAACCCGCAUUAAUAAUAAUCCGAGAUACGACAACGACGACGAUAAUUACAGCGACCGAAAUAGGUACUCAAACAGGGAUUAUGAACAAUAUCGUCUUGACUUAGAACGGAAAAACAGAGUUGAAGAUGCAAAUUUAAGGCGUAUUCUUGCUGACGUAGAUAAACUAUCGUCAUCUGAGUGUUUUCUCAAUGUUGGUGCACAAUGGAGCUUCGAAACAAACGUCAAUGAAGCCACACAACAAGAAUCCAUUUUAGCUCAGCAACGAUAUUCACAAUUUCAGAGAGAAUUGUGGGAAAAAAUCCAAACGAUUGAUAAGAGUCAUAUAUACGAUGAUAAAUUGUAUCGGCAAGUACGAUUCAUGUCAAUCAUUGGGCCGAAUGCUCUUCCACCUGAUCAGUUCGAUCGCGUAAGUUAAGUGGAGUUUAGAAUAAGAAACACAGAUUUCAGCUAGUUUUGGUCAGACAUUUCGUGUUGCUUAAUAUCGAGCGCGGCUUUUGUAUU
Molecule: messenger RNA, 1319 nt
Organism: Sitodiplosis mosellana (orange wheat blossom midge)
Lineage: Eukaryota; Metazoa; Arthropoda; Insecta; Diptera; Cecidomyiidae
Product: probable serine/threonine-protein kinase clkA
Exons: 3
Coding region: 223-1233 (336 amino acids)
Biological process (GO): proteolysis
Cellular component (GO): membrane
Molecular function (GO): metallopeptidase activity; peptidyl-dipeptidase activity
Source: RefSeq, a predicted model, not a curated record